Molecule: messenger RNA, 1449 nt
Organism: Prunus persica (peach)
Lineage: Eukaryota; Viridiplantae; Streptophyta; Magnoliopsida; Rosales; Rosaceae
Exons: 4
Coding region: 270-1037 (255 amino acids)
Cellular component (GO): chloroplast
Source: RefSeq, a predicted model, not a curated record
GCACUCUUCCGGAGUCCAUAUUAGAACCCAAGCAAUUGUUCAGUUGUUCCUACUCAAUUCAAUCCUUGUUCCUCCUCGUCCAGUUUUUCUUGUUCGCUCUCCCUCUCUCACAGUGAAACAGUUAAUCCCGCACUUUCCAGUUGUCACCAAAAUCCCAAAAACCCUUACUUUACUCGGUGGAUUGCUCUCAAAGGGCCAAAAAGUGACAUUUGGAAGAUGAUAAUUUAGGAUUUUGGAGCUUCAUGUGAGAUUUUACAGAGCAACGGAGGAUGAGUACCUUUCAGAUUACUUCCUCCCAACCUAGCAUCUGUUUCAGAAACACGUCUCAAGCUCUCCGUCCAUCUCCAAAGCUUCUUGUUCCAACUUGUUUGCAGCCAACCUAUAAUGCAUCCAUUCGGCAACAACGGAUGCCGGUUUUGAAGGCUCAGCAAUGCAGGGUUUUAUCCAAGUACCAUCAAUCUGCACCUGUCUGCUUGUUAGGUGGCAAGGGAAAGAGUGAAAGUGGUGAUGAGGGUUCCCCUUGGAAAGCCCUUGAGAAAGCAAUGGGUAAUUUGAAGAAAGACCAGUCGAUAGAGGAUGUAUUACGUCAGCAGAUUGAAAGGAAUGAAUUUUAUGAAGAGAGAGGAGGAGGUGGUGGUGGUGGUGGUGGCAGUGGCAGUGGCAGAGGCAGCGGCGGUGAUGGUACAGGUGGUUCUGGAUCAGAGGAUGAAGGCCUUGCUGGAAUCAUGGAUGAAACACUGCAAGUGAUUCUCGCAACCGUUGGAUUUCUUUUUCUGUAUUUUUACAUCAUCAGCGGUGAGGAGUGGACUCGGCUAGCAAAGGAUUAUAUCAAGUUUCUCUUAUCGGGGUCCAAGAGUAUUCGUUUACAGCGUUCCAUGUACAAAUGGGGAAGGUUCUACAAGAAUCUGACUGAGAAGAAGUAUUAUGAUAAGUUCUGGUUGGAGAAGGCCAUAAUCACUACACCAACUUGGUGGGAUAGCCCCGAAAAGUACCGGCACAUCGUUAGAUCUAAUUUAGAAUCAAAUUCAGAUGAAUAACCCAGCCCAGGUCACAUUGCAUAACCCUUCCCUCUACGUUGUUUGUGUUGAUUUUGGAGGAUGGUAUAAGUCUUCAGUUUAGCACCUAUAUUUUAUUGUUUAUUUUUUUACAGUUGGGAUUAAAGGAUCAAAUGCUUGUUUUUACAACAAAAAGGGCCCCCCUCGAUGGGACCUCUGCAAUUCUAUCAUAACAGGAAUAGCAAUUACAAUAAAAUCAUGAGCAAGUUGUUUUUGUUUAUUAUUUUUUUAUACAAGGGAUAUUGUGGGAAGGAGUCAUCGAACUUAGGACCUAGGAUGUAGUGGUAAAUGCUCACGAGCAAGUUUUUAUUAGGUGCCAUUUGAACUCCAAAAUCAGUUGUAUCUAUCAAACAUUUCUUAGGAAAUUGCCAGUAUUUUGACUUCAAUUUUUUUA